Messenger RNA from Camelina sativa (false flax), 690 nucleotides. RefSeq lists its product as uncharacterized. Gene Ontology annotation, cellular component: cytoplasmic dynein complex. The record is from RefSeq and is a predicted model, not a curated record. Gene Ontology annotation, molecular function: dynein intermediate chain binding. NCBI's taxonomy places the organism in Eukaryota, Viridiplantae, Streptophyta, Magnoliopsida, Brassicales, Brassicaceae. Gene Ontology annotation, biological process: microtubule-based process.
GAGGAGACAUUAUUUAUCUUCGUAUGGGUGGGUUUUCUUGAUUAGAUUAGAUCAGAUUUUGAAGGAAUCUUUUUUUCAUUUUGUGUCUUUUUGUGUCUAUAAAGAUCCAGAGCUUUCCCUUGUCUUUUUGUCUUACAAGAGAAUCUGCAAAACAUUUUGAGUUAUUGAGAGAGAUAGAGAUUGAGAAGAUGUUGGAAGGCAAAGCAAUGGUUGAAGAUUCAGAUAUGCCAGUGAAGAUGCAGAUGCAAGCUAUGGCUUUUGCUUCUCAAGCUCUUGAUCUUUAUGAUGUCUUUGACUGUAAAGCCAUUGCUGGUCACAUCAAGAAGGAGUUUGAUGAGAUAUAUGGGAGUGGAUGGCAAUGUGUGGUGGGAUCAAAUUUUGGUUGUUUCUUCACACAUUCUCAAGGGACUUUUAUCUAUUUUCAAUUGGAGAAACUUAAGUUCCUCAUCUUUAAAGGAGCUUCUACUCCUUAAUUAAUUACACAACCCUAAUAAUAACCAUGGGGAUGUUUUUUUCCUCCUUUUGUUUCUAUGAAAAUCAAAUUUGUAAGAUCUUAGCUUUGUUUGAAUUCUAAGUCUGUAGAUAGACCCAAGAGUGGAAGUUGAUUCAAUGAUGUGAGAUCUUUCAUUUGUUACAUUUGUUUGCUUUUGUGAUCAAUAAAAGUGUAAUGCACAAGAAUUUUUCUAUAUA